AAAAAAACCAAAAGUUUUGUUAAGCCCUAAGAAGAAGUACAUAUAAUUCUCAUUUUGUUCUUCUAGUAAUACUUUGCAUGAUUGGAAGGUUAAUGUAGAUAACAUUCGAAGGAGGCGGAGACUAUUAACAAUGUCACUAGUUCACAGACACAAGACACUACUGAUUGCACACUGGAGAAUAUGGAGGCAGUCUAUGAUUAGGAGAUUAGAAGAGAAAGCUGUAGCUGAGAGUAAAGUCGCUGUAUUAAGGACUGCUCUUGAACAUGUUAUUUUGAGGGAUAUUUUUGUUGUUUGGUUGAAGCAUGCUCAAGAUAGAAGAUCGUAUCGUGUCAUGAGAGACAAAGGACACAAAUUCAAACGGAGAAGAUUGCUAGCAAUUUCUUUUAAAGGAUGGCUCUCCUAUCACAACACUCAAGUCAAGCAAAGAGAGUUGACCAGAAAAGGCGACUAUUUUAAUAAGACAAGACUAAUUUCUUCAUAUUAUUUGAAAUGGAGAGUACAAUUUAUGGAGACAUUAGUUAAUCGCCAUCAAACCACACUCUCUCUUUACCACUGGGGCAGGACAUUGGAAAGAAAGCUGCUGAGAAUUUGGCAUCUUUAUGCCAAAGAAAAGAAGAGGCAAAGGGGGAGGUACCUCGUUGCCAUGGAAACAUAUCGUUCUCAGCUCUUAGUGUCUGGUGUUACCCAAUGGAUUGAAGUUGCAUCUGCUAUGAAGGCCAAUCGUUGCAGUAUCGCAAUGAAACAGAAUAUUGAG
Molecule: messenger RNA, 754 nt
Organism: Amphimedon queenslandica
Lineage: Eukaryota; Metazoa; Porifera; Demospongiae; Haplosclerida; Niphatidae
Exons: 7
Source: RefSeq, a predicted model, not a curated record